Molecule: messenger RNA, 1817 nt
Organism: Xenopus tropicalis (tropical clawed frog)
Lineage: Eukaryota; Metazoa; Chordata; Amphibia; Anura; Pipidae
Gene: lrrc72
Product: leucine rich repeat containing 72
Exons: 9
Coding region: 94-876 (260 amino acids)
Source: RefSeq, a predicted model, not a curated record
AUCCUGAAGUUAGCAAAGACCGGGAUUCCAUAGCAUGGCUGAGAAAGAGGAAGCGUGACGUUUGGUUGUUGCCUGGCAACGGAUGAUGCUAAGAUGGCGACCGCAGUAAUUGAGGAACAACUGCGCAAGUGCGGCUACAAGAGAAACUUGGAUGUGGCUGAGCUAUAUCUUGGCAGAAAAGGGUUAAAGGAGGUAACAGAUUUAUCAAGGUUUCGGAUGCUAAAGUUCUUGUGGCUCAAUCACAAUAAGAUCACAAGAAUUACAUGUUUAUCCAAUAACUGGCAACUCUCAGAGUUGUACCUGAACAACAAUGAAAUCUGCGAUAUUACAGGCUGUCUGAAGCAUUUAACCUCAUUACACACAUUGCUGCUGAACAAUAACCGGCUUGCUAACCUGCAGGCAACUGCAACAGAGCUGAAAGGAAUGACCAAUCUUCAGAUUCUAAGCUUAUUUAAUAACCCACUGGCCCAAGAGUCAAGUUAUCGUCCAUACAUAAUCCACUACAUUCCUUCUGUUCAACGCCUUGACCGGCAAAAAGUUGUACAAAAAGAAAGAGACAAUGCAUUUAAAAUAUUUAAUCCAGAAAGAACAGCAGUUAUACAGUCAUUAGGAUUUGGAAGAAGAACAGACUCUGUACUUGCUACUAAAAGCACAUCCAAAUCGUCUCUUCGGAAAUCAGUACCAAGCUCAGGAAAUGAUGGCUCAGUUGAUAGGAAGAACCCAGAUGCACUAGAAGUUCUGUUGCUAAGAACAUACCAACGGUCCCUUAUGCAGUAUUCACUACUAGAUUGGACUAAAAUCCCAUCCGCAAGACAAAAACGCACAGGAGAGCAACCAUUGGAUAAACCUCAGUUACUGACAUUGAAGUUCCGCUGAUUUGGAGCAACAUUCUAUUCUUUAUUAUAACGAAGGCAAGGCACUAACUGCUGUUCCUUCUCCAUGGCAUCAUGUGCGCGGUGUUAUUUAAGUUGUCCUGUCACGGUGCUAUGCUUUUGUUUGUCUUCAUUAGGUUCUGCUGCACAUAUGGAUAACUUACCACAGCAGAAACAAGGGAUUCAGUUUAAUAAAGGAAAUGUUCCAGAGCCUGUUGUUUCUAAAUAUAAAAUAUCACAUUUCCAUAGUCUAUUAUUACAUACCCAUAGAUAAUUGUUUUAAAAUGCCCAGAAAAACAUGAGAUUAUGUAAUUCUAUAAAGUGGGCUAAAUGUAUCCUCAUAUUUUUCCUCAUAUUUGUGCCUUUCUGAAGGGCCACUAGACACAAAAAUAAGAUACUUGCAGAAUGCUCCAGGAAAAUAGUGCUCACUUGGUUUUAUGGUAUCUCUGUACAGAUGAGCAAACGCAGGGGACUAUAGUCACAGUCAGCUAGGCACGUCCCUAGUAAAAUAACACCACAUGCCUGAAUCACUUUUGAACAAAGGUCUAUGGAAGUUGUGGUUUGAGAAAGACAGAAGGCUUUGGCAAUUCUAAAACUACCCCGAGAGUGGGUAACACCUAUAAUAGAACACAAGGGCAAGUACAUGUAAUUAUAUAGCCAGGCUCAUUAUUAUUCAUUUCAUUAUUCAACUAAUGAAAGGAAAAAAAUGACAACUUUGUUUUUUUAUUGCGUCAGUCCAGCAGAUGGCACCCUUAUCCUUCACUCCAGAGAGGUCGGAAAUUCAUGAACGUGAGCUUAUGGUUAGGAAUUUAUUUUAUACAAAGGAAAAUUUAUGAACAAAAGCAUAGAGCUACAAAGACUGUGAAACGGUCAUACUGAGAUAACCAAAUCAAAUUUAAAUGACAUUGCAAAUUGAAAAUAUAUGUUGUAUUUAAACAAAAGCCA